AUGCCCCCACCGAUUCAACUACCGACGCCCCCACUGAUGCACCUACCGACGCCCCUACUGAUGCACCUACUGAUGCCCCUACUGAGGCACCUACCGACGCCCCUACCGAUUCGCCUACCGACUCCCCCACCGAUUCGCCUACCCUACCCUACUGAUGCACCUACCGAUGCCCCCACCGAUUCAACUACCGACGCCCCCACUGAUGCACCUACCGACGCCCCUACUGAUGCACCUACUGAUGCCCCUACUGAGGCACCUACCGACGCCCCUACCGAUUCGCCUACCGACUCCCCCACUGAUGCACCUACCGACGCGCCCACUGAUGCACCUACCGAUUCACCCACUGAUGCACCUACCGACGCCCCAACCGAUUCACCCACUGAUCCACCUACCGAUUCCCCAACCGACUCCCCCACUGAUUCACCUACCGACGCCCCUACCAAUUCACCCACUGAUACACCUACCGACGCCCCUACUGAUGCACCUACCAACGCCCCUACUGAUGCACCUACUGAGGCACCUACCGACGCCCCUACCGAUUCACCCACUGAAGCCCCUACCGACUCCCCCACCGAUUCGCCUACCGACUCCCCCACCGAUUCGCCUACCAACGCCCCCACUGAUGCACCUACCGACGCGCCCACUGAUGCACCUACCGAUUCACCCACUGAAGCCCCUACCGACUCCCUAACCGAUUCGCCUACCGACGCCCCCACUGAUGCACCUUCCGACGCGCCCACUGAUGCACCUACCGAUUCACCCACUGAAGCCCCUACCGACAACCCUACUGAUGCACCUACCGAUUCACCAACUGACGCCCUUACCGACGCCCCUACUGAUGCACCUACCGAUGCCCCCACCGAUUCGCCUACCGACGUCCCCACUGAUGCACCUACCGACGCCCCUACUGAUGCACCUACUGAUGCCCCUACUGAGGCACCUACCGACGCCCCUACCGACGCCCCUACCGAUUCGCCUACCGACUCCCCCACCGAUUCGCCUACCGACGCCCCCACUGAUGCACCUACCGACGCGCCCACUGAUGCACCUACCGAUUCACCCACUGAACCAUCUACCGACUCCCCCACCGAUGCUCCUACCGACGCCCCUACAGACGCCUCUACUGACCCACCUACCGAUUCACCCACUGUAGCCCCUACCGACAACCCUACUGAUGCACCUACCGAUUCACCAACUGACGCCCCUACCGACGCCCCUACUGAUGCACCUACCGAUGCCCCCACCGAUUCGCCUACCGACGUCCCCACUGAUGCACCUACCGACGCCCCUACUGAUGCACCUACUGAUGCCCCUACUGAGGCACCUACCGACGCCCCUACCGACGCCCCUACCGAUUCGCCUACCGACUCCCCCACCGAUUCGCCUACCGACGCCCCCACUGAUGCACCUACCGACGCGCCCACUGAUGCACCUACCAAUUCACCCACUGAACCAUCUACCGACUCCCCCACCGAUGCUCCUACCGACGCCCCUACAGACGCCUCUACUGACCCACCUACCGAUUCACCCACUGAUGCACCUACCGACGCCCCAACCGAUUCACCCACUGAUCCACCUACCGAUUCCCCAACCGACUCCCCCACUGAUUCACCUACCGACGCCCCUACCAAUUCACCCACUGAUACACCUACCGACACCCCUACUGAUGCACCUACUGAGGCACCUACCGACACCCCUACCGAUUCACCCACUGAAGCCCCUACCGACUCCCCCACCGAUUCGCCUACCGAUGCCCCCACUGAUGCACCUACCGACGCGCCCACUGACCCACCUACCGAUUCACCCACUGAUGCACCUACCGACGGCCCAACCGAUUCACCCACUGAUCCACCUACCGAUUCCCCAACCGAAUCCCCCACUGAUUCACCUACCGACGCCCCUACCAAUUCACCCACUUAUGCACCUACCGACGCCCCCACUGAUGCACCUACCGAUUCACCAACUGAACCAUCUACCGACUCCCCCACCGAUGCUCCUACUGAUGCUCCAACAGACUUUCCCACGGACGCACCAACUACAAAACCAUUGACAUCAAAGCCGACCACAGUAAAACCUACAACUAAACCAACAACGAAAUCACCUAUCACGAUGAAACCUACCACCAAGAUACCUACUACGAUGAAACCUACAACAAUUAAACCUACCACCAAGAAACCUACGACACUUAAACCUACUACGCUAAAACCUACAACUGUAAAACCUACAACAAUUAAACCUACCACCAAGAAACCUACGACACUUAAACCAACAACUAAUAAACCUACUACGAUAAAACCUACAACUGUUAAACCUACAACAAUUAAACCUACCACCAAGAAACCUACAACAAUUAAACCUACCACCAAGAAACCUACAACAAUUAAACCUACUACGCUAAAACCUACAACAAUUAAACCUACUACAAUAAAACCUACAACAAUUAAACCUACUACGAUAAAACCUACAACAAUUAAACCUACAACAAUUAAACCUACUACGAUAAAACCUACAACUAUUAAACCCACCACCAAGAAACCUACGACACUUAAACCCACGACUAAUAAACCUACUUCAACAGUUAAGCCUACUACUAAGAAACCUACGACACUUAAACCUACAACUAAUAAACCUACUACAGUUAAGCCCACUACACUUAAACCUACUACAAUAAAACCAACUACAAUGAAGCCUACCACUAAGAAAGCUACUACGAUGAAACCUACUACUAAUAAACCAACUACAGUGAAACUUACCACCAAGAAACCUACAACGAAGCCGACAACUAAGAAACCUACAACGAAAAAACCAGUUGGUUAG
Molecule: messenger RNA, 2817 nt
Organism: Daphnia pulicaria
Lineage: Eukaryota; Metazoa; Arthropoda; Branchiopoda; Diplostraca; Daphniidae
Product: cell surface glycoprotein 1-like
Exons: 1
Coding region: 1-2817 (938 amino acids)
Source: RefSeq, a predicted model, not a curated record